Entamoeba invadens IP1 is the source of this 3531-nucleotide messenger RNA. Its product is annotated as serine-threonine protein kinase, putative. Gene Ontology annotation, molecular function: ATP binding; protein kinase activity. The coding region runs from base 1 to 3531 and encodes 1176 amino acids. The record is from RefSeq and is a predicted model, not a curated record. Gene Ontology annotation, biological process: protein phosphorylation. The transcript is spliced from 3 exons. NCBI's taxonomy places the organism in Eukaryota, Evosea, Mastigamoebida, Endamoebidae.
AUGUGGAAUGGGGAGUCACGGUGUAUUGCCAUAGAAGACCCCAAGUUUUGUAUGGACUCAUUUUCAACUCUAUCUGAGGAACAAAAUGCAAAGUAUGAGAAUCUAAAUUAUCAACUCGAAGAGGAUAGUUCAUUGACUCUUGAUUUUCAUAGCAACGAUACUCAAAUUUUCUAUAGUCAGUGCACAGGGACUUUAUUACCCACCUCUCCAUAUACUUAUGGUAUCUUUUUUAAAUUAACAAGUGCAGUUAAACAAAACAUAUACAUUUCAACAAAAGAGUACACUGAAGACGAAUUGCGUAUACUUGGCUUACAAGAGAAGAUUAAAGGGUCUGGCUUGGGGAUAGCUACAAUGAGCACCUGUAUAUCAUCAGAAGAUGAAAAUGAAAUGUGCACAGACUCCAAUGAUGGGUACUCUGAAUAUGUCAGAGAUCCAAGACUUAUAAUUGAAAUGGAAGAACACAUUCCAGUCUAUAUAUUUGUCCAUUCACAAUUUGGCCAAUAUAUUACUGAGGAUUUUCAAAUUCAUAUUAAAACCACUGAACAUGUUUGUGAGGCAUUUGCAGAGGAACUUUCAAUGUUGGACUUCGUCUCAUUCACAACAAAAAAUUUCUCAGUCAAUUUUCUGCAACGUUCGUCGUCUGUGUGUGUCAAAGUAAAACAGUAUGUGAAGUGGUACAAAAUCACUGGUGUUGACUUCCAAAUGGUUAAAGUUGACACAUGUAAUAUAUCAACUAAGUUUGAUACGUCCAUUCAAAUUAUAAAACAUAAAGAAGGUCAGAAAUAUGCGUCGUGUGAGAGUGCAACUUCUGAGUGUGUAUCAUAUGUGCAUAACAAUUGUGAAGAUUUAAUACAUUCAAUAACACUUUUUAAGAUGGAGAGUGGAUAUACUUACCAUAUUGGAAUUACACAAAACAUUGAACCACGAAUGGAGUUUGUUGAUGUUCAUUUUGGCGUUGGGUGUAUAAACAACUGCGGCGAUCAUGGUAUUUGCGACCAAAGAAAAGGGAUGUGUAAAUGUUUAGAUGGGUAUGUUUUAUAUUAUGGUGGUUGUUCAAUGUGUGGAAAUGGUGUUUUAGACGAAGAAGAAGAGUGUGACAAUUCAUAUAAAAACGAUGCAUUUUGUGGUCCGACAUGUUAUUGUACAGAAGGUACAGUGAUGAAGAGAAAUGAAAGUGGCAAAUUCUGUGAAGUUCCGACAUGUGGUAAUAACAUUAUAAAUGAUGGUGAAGAAUGUGAUGGUGGUAAGUAUUGUGAACAUUGCCUAUGUAAUCCAAAAGAAAGUGUCCAUUACUUGGUCCCACAAAUUGGGUGCAAACCAAUUACAUGUGGUAAUGGCAUAUUCGAUGUCGGAGAAGAAUGUGAUGGAGGUCGAGGAUGUAUAGAGUGUCAAUGUCAAUUUGGUUAUUCUUCCAAAAGUUCUUCUGAUUGUCAGAAGAGUAACUUUGUCAUGGUCACAAUGAUAAGUUUGUGUGUGUUAUGUUUUGGGUAUCUUCUUUAUUUCCUUCUCCUCUUAUUUAUCGUGUGUGUAUUUUAUAGAAAAUUAAACCAAAAAAUUGCAGAGGAGCUUGGUGAGCAAAAAAUCUUAGACGACAUUUACAACGAAGAAAUAGUCCCAUUUAGUCGUGAGGGUGGUGUGCGGAUUAAUAUCGAAUCGCCUCCUUUCUUUACCUUUUCACUCGCCAAAAUUGACGAAACAGCAAAAAUCUUAGAGAUUAAUUGUCUCACACUCGUUGAUUUCACACUAAGAAACAAUUACAAUGAGGUUAUGACCUUUAUAUGUCAUGGAGUUGACACGUUUAAAUACAAACUUGUAUUCCGUCCAAAAAGCGGACGAUUAAAACCACAUCGAGAAAUUAAAAUCUCUGCAUUUGUAUCCCCAAAGUGCACGUGUAAUGUCCGCGACUCCAUUUACAUAUCAAUUCGGUAUUCCAAUUUUAAACGGAUCUACAAAAGCGUGGUUUUCGAGAAAAUCACUCAUUUUAUGGACUCAGACUCUUCUGAAAAAAUUGUUAACAAGAAGAAGCACAUCUCAAUGAAAGAAGUUAUGAAAGCGCAUUCUGCGUCUCAACGAAUACUAAACACGACAAAAAAUGAAACAGUUGACGUUACUCAAAACUCAAUUCAAUCAAACACCGACAAGAAAGUCACUUUUUUCUAUGUGAAACUGCCACUUCUCUUCUCAAGCGAGAUCUCUCCAUUUCUAGAUAUGGAGGAAAUUGAGAUCAAACAUCCCCAAAUCGGCGAAGGUGCUUUUGGAACUGUUUUUAAAGGAAAAUACCGAACUGUAGAUGUUGCUGUUAAAAUGUUCAAACAACAUGCUAGCGAUGAAUUUGAUCACUUAAGGGAUGCUAUGCUUCAAGAGACAGACUUACUUCUCCGCCUGAGAUGUCCAAAUGUUGUAUCGUAUAUGGGCAGCGCAAUAACCGACAACACGUGUUGUAUACUGACUGAGUUCUGUCCAUUCAUGUCGGUCAAACGGUGUUUAGCGCUUGAAGAUUUUAGUGUUGGCUUGAAAAUUAAGAUCUGUUUUGAUGUUGCGAAGGGGAUGAAGUACUUACACUCAAACAAUAUCAUUCACUACGACUUGAAGAGCGACAACAUCCUUUUAGUCUCGAAGAACGAGAACGAGUUUGUCGUCGCAAAGGUUUGCGAUUUCGGAACGAGCUUGAUGUUUGUUGAAACAAACAAAGUGAAACUGAAGAGUAAUAUAGGAACACCACAAUAUAUGAGUCCAGAAGUUAUUAAAAAGAAUGAAACUAUUAGUAAUAAGACCGACGUCUAUUCAUAUGCAAUCACAUUACUUGAGUUGUGGAAAGGUAAAGAAAUUUAUAACAAAAACAUUUUCAGUGACAAAAAUGUUAUUUAUGAGUUUGUAUUGGCGGGAAAGAGAGUAGAUAUACCAGUGGAUUGUACUUAUAAAGAUCUCAUUAAUUCGUGUUGGGAACAAGACCCUGCAAUGAGACCAUCGUUCGAUACGAUUGUAAAAGAAUUCGAAAUUUUUUAUAAACUACUCGACGUGAUUAAAAAACUUAUCAAUACAAAAGAACAAUACCCGUCUAAUAUUCCUCUCUUAAAAUUUUUUAAUACAAAAAGUCUGUUGAAAGAAUUGUUUGUAAAAGAAAAAAACGCAAAUCACGGAAUUGCUCAUGACCAAAAUUAUUCAUUUGUAAAAGUCAAUAAUUGGGAUUCGGUCAUCGGGUCCAAAAAUGAGAAGGCUAAGAUUGAGGAAAACGAAAGUAAAGAAAUCGCAAGUGAACUUUCUACGGAAAAUAAUGACAUUUCUGGCGACGGUUCAUCCAAUCUUAAUACAAAUGAUAAGAAUGACAAGAUUGAGAAGUAUGGAAAUGAAAGUAUGGAAAAACAAAUAACUCCUCCAAAUGAUUUUGAACAAUCAAAAAAAUAUUACGAAAUACCAAAAUUUGAAUUUGAAAAGUUCGACGAACAAAAUGAGAAUAAGAGAAAUAGUCACGACUUUUAUUACAUAAACAGUGGGCAAAGUUUUAUGGAUUUGUAUAGUUUAAAUGAUUGA